Messenger RNA from Dicentrarchus labrax (European seabass), 1848 nucleotides. RefSeq names its product tRNA methyltransferase 61B (gene trmt61b). NCBI's taxonomy places the organism in Eukaryota, Metazoa, Chordata, Actinopteri, Moronidae. The transcript has 7 exons. Gene Ontology annotation, biological process: tRNA methylation. The record is from RefSeq and is a predicted model, not a curated record. The coding region runs from base 253 to 1731 and encodes 492 amino acids. Gene Ontology annotation, cellular component: tRNA (m1A) methyltransferase complex.
UGUCUUUCCAGCCAGCAUGGUGACCUGCGAACAGGAUCGAACCGCCAGUUGUUAGACUGUAAACAAGUGGAACCAGGUCUGCUGCUCUGUUCACAUUUGAGUGCUUUAUUUCGCAGAUAUUCAUACUGUGUUCAACAACUGCGGCUGUCAUUUUCUCAGGUUCCUGCUGGUUAGCAUUCACUGCUUGAUGAACUGGAUUCUCAGGACAUAGCCUCUACUUUCAGUUCAUAUAUUGUGUCAUAAUCUGAUAUAAUGGCUAUGCAAAUGCCCUUGGCUGGACUUGUGUUUAUGCACAGACUGAUGAGGAUCAGAUCAUCCAGUCAAAGACAUCUCAGUAACAGGGGCAUACUUGUAAAACUCCUUAAAUAUAGGAGGGACGUAAGAACUUUUGCAGCCAGUUCGAUUAAAUGUAACGAGAAUGAGGGAGACAACGCAGACUCUUCACCCUCGAGCACCAGACUGACUCCCAGGCAAGCGCUGCUGUCCAGAAAGAGGCGACCCCUGUCCCCCCUGGAGAGGAUCAGUGGCCUGCUGCCCCAGGAUGCCCUGACCCCUGAGGUGAUGCAGCUGAGGGAGCAGAACCUGCAAGACCCUGCAGAUGACACAAGCACCCAGGUGGAGGAAAGUGGGCACACGGCAAUCCCUAAAAAGAAUGACUCAGAGACCCAUCAUGCAUCAGAGGCAGCUGUGGAGCCGGACACUUCAGAAACCGUAUUGAACGGAGCAUAUCACGAGGAAAAACGGUUGAUAUCGCCACCCACUCUUCCUGGGGAGACCCUGCUCGUGUUUGGGGAGCUGCUUGUCGCUGAGUAUUGUAAUAACAGGCAGGUGGAGUACAGGAAGUUGUUCAAGCUUCAGAGGGGGGCACGUCUGCAUGGCAACAGGGGGUUCAUCCCGCAUGAUUACAUAGCCGGGCACCCCGCAGGCUGCUUCCUGAAGACACACAUGGGGGUUCCCAUCUUCAUACGUCGGGCCAGUCUGGAGGAUUACGUGCUGUUCAUGAAGAGAGGGCCAGCCAUCACCUACCCUAAGGAUGCAAGUACCAUGCUGAUGAUGAUGGACGUCACAGAGGGAGACUGCGUGUUGGAUUCAGGCUCGGGGUCCGGGGCCAUGUCUCUGUUCCUGUCCAGAGCAGUGGGCUCUAAAGGCAGCGUGCUGAGUUUGGAGAUCAGGGAGGACCACCACAAACAAGCCGUACUGAACUACAGACUCUGGAGGGCGUCAUGGAGUCUGCGACGAGGGGAGGAGUGGCACGACAACGUCCAGUUUCACAACUCCGACCUCUGCAACGCUUCCUCGCUCCUCGCCGGUCGGGGAUUCCACGCGGUUGCCCUUGACAUGAGUCACCCCCACCUGGCUUUAACCACUGUGAUUCCACAUCUGCACUCUGGAGCUGUAUGUGCCAUCUACCUCGCCAAUAUAACACAGGUCAUCGACCUGCUGGAAGGGCUUCGAUGUUUGGCGCUCCCUGUGCUGUGUGAACGCAUCGUGGAGGUUCCAGUCCGACAUUGGUUGGUAGCUCCAGCAAUCCAGAAAAACGGGAGGUUCUGCAUCAGGAAAGUCCCGAUCUUUGACGAAGACCAGGGGGCGCAGGAUGAAACAUCGGACGAAGAAGAGAUGAGCACAGGGAGACAGGCGGCCUUUGGGAGUGUUCCCUACAUUGCCAGACCUCAUCCGGAACAGAUAAGGCACACAGCAUUCCUGGUGAAACUGAGGAAGUGUGUACGGUAGCUGCCCUUCCUGUAAGGAACCUUGAAAAUGAUUGAAUGAUGAUUGUUAUAUACAGUAUCAACCAAAUGAUCUCAUUAUUGUAUAUACUGUGAAAAAUAAAUGAGUUCUAAAUGUUAA